UUGUACGCGAGCGACGACAUAACCCCCCCGCAAUUUUCGAGGCCAGCAUAGUAGCUCGCGUUCUUUAUGUGCUGCGGAAGAAAGAGUAUAAUGUCCAUCGAGGAAAAAAGAAACACAUUAGAUAGAAAAGACCCACGCGUGUGCAUAAAUGUACAUCCCUGAUGGCUAAUAGGGUAUAAUAAGCAGGUGCAUUAUAAACGCGGCAUCAAAUAUGCAAAUUCCCGCGGUGCGCGGACCCGCGACGAUAGGAUUAGUGCGCAUCUCGGCGUCAGUACUGAUCCAGGGAGACAGCCCUUCGGUAACUCCAGCUUUCGAGGAUUACACGAAGCUCAAUUCUCUACUCUUCCGAUGUAUGGGUAUGGGCAUUGGUACAGAUGGCAAUAAAAGGGACAAAAGAUCGCAGAUUAUAGAACGGGUGCCAACGGUGCUGAUAAACAUUAUCUGUCUUUUGGAUUUCGUCUAUCAAAUGCAAUGGAUCAACGACAUUUGGAAGACUGAUAAGAAAUUUGUUCUGCAAAUCUUGACCAACGCUCUUUCCAAUUUUGUCUGCCUUUGCAAGGGCUUUCGACUGGUGUAUAACAGGGAGGAUUUGCAAACGCUUUUCGAAGAUAUGGCAGUGAUUUGGCGGAGAAGGAUGCCGCGUCACGAAAUACGCAACGAAAUUUCAAGAGAGGCACAGAAAACGCUCGUCUUCUGCAGAUUCUACGUCAUCAUGAUUUUAUUCCUCAGCCUUUCCUUCUGUCUGCCGCCACUCAAAUAUUUCAUUCUGCAAUUCACUGAUCGGAAUGCUAAUCGCACUUACGAUUACACUGAGAGAAUCUUCUUCGUAAGAUAUCCCUUCGAAGUAAACAAUUUAAAAGUUUAUAACUUUCUUUUCAUCCAAGAAUUAUGGGUACUUUAUGCAGCUGCUUUACACUGGAUGUGUUGUGAUACUUUAUUCGUACAAUUGACAAGCCAUACGUCUUUGCAAUUUAAGAUAUUGCAUUACGAUACAGAAACCUCGGAUAACACAAAAGACGAACGGCAAUCAAGAAAAAACAUUGUAGACAUUAUUAGGAGACAUCAAGAGUUGCUGAGAAUUUGUGAUGCGAUCGAAGAUGUUUUCAGUCCAAUAAUCUUCAUAAUUAUGCUCUUAUCAGCCAUUACCAUGUGCGUUAAUCUGUUUGAAUUGCAAGAGAUGUUUUUGGAAGCUCAGUAUGCCGGAAUAGCCCUCCAAAGCUUUCAUUUUAUGAGCGUUUUUUUUCAGUUACUAGUUUACUGCGACUACGCUGAGACAUUAACCGAGCAGGCGGGUUCGAUAGCCGAAGCAGUUUACAACAGUAAAUGGACGGAGAAUGGUCACGUGCUCAGGAUGAACUUGCAAAUGUGCAUUAUGAAAUCGCAAAAGCCGUUUUACUGCACUGCUUACGGAUUUUUUCCAAUAGAUCACCAACGGAUAACCACUAUUCUAAAAACGGCCAUGUCCUACUACAUGAUGCUCUACCAAACGACCAGUUAAAAUCAUAAGUAUACUUUACAAGUUUUACACGUUUUCAAAGUUUAUUUUAUUAAAUUAAAAUCGAUCGUACAUUUAAAUCUUGGACAUUUUUUAACACUAGACCCGAUAAAAAAGUCCACAUUACUUCUACCCUGCUGCAAUGCUUUUGGGGAAAGGAUCUUUUUUAUCUAUUCAGGUGCAUUCUAGCUGAAUAUAAAGGUACCCAAAAAUUGUUCUCUUCCUCGGGUAUAUGAACAUUGCCAAGUAUAUUCUGGUAUAUUCUAAUGACUUACGAUUCUAUCUGAAAAAGCGCCACGGGACCUUCAGCGUUAGCCCUGAUCAAGGAGUGAUCAGGUACUUGUUAUGAGGAUCCAAAAAUCCUUGAUCAGGGCUUGCGGUCCUCUCAAUUGAAGUCUGGGUUUUUAUACAGGUGCAGCGAGUUUAUUACUCUAAUGAUACGUUACGAGUUGCACUUUGUUAUUUUCGAAAAGAUUCCGCACUAAUAUGAAAACCAGAUGUGCUGUUAACCGAAAAAAGUAAAAGAUAAAGGUUUGGAAUCCAUCAGCACCAUAGGUUGUUACGAGUUUUCCAACUCCCAGUAGGAGAAUAAAUUUUACAUUUAUAAAACUUUGUAAGUGAGUGCAUCUGAAAUAUGAUUGUUAAGAAUAUAAAUACUCAUCCUCUGUUUAAAAAAUGCUACAACACAUCUAUGAAAACC
Nasonia vitripennis (jewel wasp) is the source of this 2195-nucleotide messenger RNA. It is a transcript of the gene Or266, whose product is annotated as odorant receptor 266. The transcript has 10 exons. The record is from RefSeq and is a predicted model, not a curated record. The coding region runs from base 212 to 1498 and encodes 428 amino acids. Gene Ontology annotation, molecular function: olfactory receptor activity; odorant binding. NCBI's taxonomy places the organism in Eukaryota, Metazoa, Arthropoda, Insecta, Hymenoptera, Pteromalidae. Gene Ontology annotation, cellular component: plasma membrane. Gene Ontology annotation, biological process: sensory perception of smell; detection of chemical stimulus involved in sensory perception of smell.